Molecule: messenger RNA, 1245 nt
Organism: Aspergillus luchuensis
Lineage: Eukaryota; Fungi; Ascomycota; Eurotiomycetes; Eurotiales; Aspergillaceae
Product: DUF4129 domain-containing protein
Exons: 1
Coding region: 1-1245 (414 amino acids)
Source: RefSeq, a predicted model, not a curated record
AUGGCCAUCAACGUUCAGCGCGUCCUGAACUUAACUGUCUUCACCUUCCUCUCCUUGGUCCUGUUCCUCUGCAUCAUCCUGACUCCCGCCGAUGCGAUCUACCAGUGCUACAUCACGCAGCGCCUCACGAACAUCUUCAUCAUCACCGGCGGCUACGUUGUCACAUUCAUUCUCGCGGUUCUAAUCUACACCACGCGUAUAUAUACCAACCGAACCGUCCUCUCCGGCAUCCCGAAAGCAUGGAUCCCCGUCGAGCGCGAAGACGUCGGCAAGAGUGUGCGCCGACUGGUUAAGGAGGGUUUGGCGCAUAGUGCGAUCAUAGCCUACCAGGCUCGACCUAGGGACAUUGCAGCCGACGGACAUGAUUUCUCAGGCUACGAAUCGCUCCUGGUGGACUACGACAAUCCACCCUGGGGUCAAGUCGAGCACCCCGGAUGGUCCUCGCCCUCAUGUCCUGACCUGCCCGACCUUCCCUAUCGGACUGUAGUCCAGGAACUGCCUCAUCUCAUCGAGGCCAAGGCAGUGUCGCUCGCUCCUCCCGACCCGAUCUUCACAGCCACUCAGCGGGCGCUUCACGCGCCAUUCCCCGAAACCGAAGAGUCGAUUCCUGACACGCGGGUGGUGGAAGUAUUGCGGCGGCCGAUAUCGAUGGGUCUGCGGGGGUAUUUGCAGCAUUUGGCUGCGCUGAAUGUGGUUGAUCCGCCGGAAAUUGGGAUGGAGUUUGUCGCUCUGUAUGAGCGGGCGCGCUUUUCAACGCGUGAGCUACACGAGGCUGAGUUCAGGACUUUGAUGCAUGUGUUUGCGGAGCUCCUGAGGGGCAUGAAGGUUUUGGAUCCCCAGAUCUUGGAUGAGGUGCGGGGUGGUGGGAGUUCCCAGGCUGACAGCGAGUCUCUUAUCGGGCCUUCGGACGAGGAGGGCGAAACUGAUACGGUGGAUUCCUAUGGCGAUAGUGAAGCCAUGUCGCGGGGCCGGAGUAAUAGUCUACGGCCUUCGAAUGCGUCCACUUGGGACGGCGCUAGACAGGGUCGCUGGUCGCCUGUUUGGUCGAGACGCUCGGAGGCGCAGCGAACCCUGGCGCCUCCUCGGACGCCAUCGAUGCGGUCGCUUCGACGAGUGCAAUCGAAUGUUUCUGGUAGCUCUGGAGGCAGCGUGAUUCGCCUGGUCGAGACCCGGAGUCCGACGGAUUUACCGUACGCUUAUAACGUUGGCAGCAGCAGCCGCAUCGACGGUAGACCUCAAACAUAG